Catharus ustulatus (Swainson's thrush) is the source of this 4590-nucleotide messenger RNA. It is a transcript of the gene SLC26A9, whose product is annotated as solute carrier family 26 member 9. The record is from RefSeq and is a predicted model, not a curated record. NCBI's taxonomy places the organism in Eukaryota, Metazoa, Chordata, Aves, Passeriformes, Turdidae. Gene Ontology annotation, cellular component: membrane. Gene Ontology annotation, molecular function: chloride transmembrane transporter activity; bicarbonate transmembrane transporter activity; sulfate transmembrane transporter activity. Gene Ontology annotation, biological process: transmembrane transport. The coding region runs from base 431 to 2905 and encodes 824 amino acids. The transcript is spliced from 21 exons.
ACUCCGCUCCCCGCUGCCGAUCCCUCUCCCGGGGUCGGGGCUGGCACAAAGCGCCCCUUUGUCCAUCCCGGGGGCGGAGAGAGGCCGGAGCUCAAAGGCCGGGCAGCCGCUGCCCACCCGGCCAACAAAAGCAUCUCCUGCUGCCCCCGGCCCCGGGCAGGCAGGGAGGGGGCCGGGGUGAGGUGAAUACGGGUCAUUGUCACCCCGAGCCAGCCGGGACCCGCAGCGGGGAUCAAACGGGCCAGGCCGGAGUGGAAGGGGUGGGGUGAGGGGGGACAUCCAAAAAAGCUCUUCUCCCUCCUCAGAUCUCCCCUUAUCUCCGCUGGCUAUCUCCUGGGCUCAGCCCGGGUGUACCUGCUCGCAAUUACCUCCCCAAGCCAAUCAGGCGCCGAGCACAGCCCUCGGUCCCCUUGACUGAGGUGAUUUAUAAAUGACUCACUGCAGGUCUGAGCGCAGACCUCUGCACAGCUCCGGGCUGCACCUCCUGCCCCAUCCGCACCCCCCGAGCGCAGAGAUGAGCCAGGCCAGGCCUCGCUAUGCCAUCGAGCGUCCUGCCUACUCUGUCAGCCUCUUUGACCAGGAGUUUGAGAAGAAAACCAGAACUUACCCCGUCGGGGAGAAACUGAGAAACCUUUUCAGAUGUUCCUCCUCCAGGCUCAAGCUCACGCUCUUCCGCCUGUUCCCGAUCCUGGCGUGGCUCCCCAAGUACAGGAUCAAGGAUUCCAUCCUGCCUGAUGUGCUGGGCGGGCUCAGUGCAGGGACAAUCCAAGUGCCACAAGGGAUGGCAUUCGCCCUCCUGGCCAAUCUGCCUCCUGUCAACGGGCUCUACUCCUCCUUCUUCCCCCUGCUCACCUACUUCUUCCUCGGGGGCAUCCAUCAGAUGGUGCCAGGGACUUUUGCUGUCAUCAGCAUCAUUGUUGGCAACAUCUGCAAUGAGCUGGCUCCAGAGUCGGACUUCCAGUACUUCAACCACAGCACCAACGAGAGCAGGGUGAACACCACGGCCCUGGAGGCGGCCAGGCUGGAGAUCUCUGCCACCCUGGCCUGUCUCACUGCCAUCAUACAGCUGUGCCUGGGCUUCCUGCAGUUUGGCUUCGUGGCCAUCUACCUGUCCGAGUCCUUCAUCAGGGGCUUCAUGACGGCGGCGGGGCUGCAGAUCCUCAUCUCCGUGCUCAAGUACGUCUUCGGCGUGACAGUCCCGUCCUACACCGGGCCCUUAGCUAUUGUCUACACAUUCAUUGACAUUUGUAAAGAGCUGCCCCAAACCAACCUGGCCUCCCUGGUCUAUGCCUUGGUCAGUGCUGUGCUCCUGAUCGUUGUCAAGGAGCUCAACCUCAAGUACAUGAAGAAGAUCCGGAUGCCCAUCCCGAUGGAGAUCAUCAUUGUGAUCGUGGCCACGGCAAUCUCGGGCAGCUUCAGCAUGCCCGACAAGUACGGGAUGCCGAUAGUGGGGAAGAUCAGCAUGGGCUUCCCAGAGCCCACCCUGCCCCUGGUGAGCAAGUGGAAGGACAUGGUGGGCACGGCUUUCUCGCUUGCCAUCGUGGGCUACGUGAUCAACCUGGCCAUGGGGAGGACCCUGGCAGCCAAGCAUGGCUACGACGUGGACCCCAACCAGGAAAUGCUGGCCCUGGGCUGCAGCAACUUCUUCGGAUCCUUCUUCAAAAUCCACGUCAUCUGCUGUGCUCUCUCUGUCACCCUGGCCGUGGAUGGGGCAGGAGCCAAAUCCCAAGUGGCAAGUUUCUUUGUGGCUCUGGUGGUCAUGGUGACCAUGCUGUCCCUGGGAAUCUACCUGGAGCCUCUUCCAAAGUCUGUGCUGGGAGCUCUCAUCGCUGUGAACCUGAAGAAUUCCCUCAAGCAGCUGGCUGACCCCUUCUACCUGUGGAAGAAGAGCAAGCUGGACUGUCUGGUCUGGCUCGUGAGCUUCCUCUCCGCGUUCUUCCUGAGCCUGCCCUACGGAGUGGCGGUGGGCGUGGGAUUCUCCGUGCUCGUGGUGGUUUUCCACACCCAGUUCCGCAACGGCUCUGCCCUGGGCCAGGUGAUUUCCACUGACAUCUACAAGAACCCCAAAACCUACAACAAGGUCCAUGAAAUUAAUGGGAUUAAAAUCGUCACCUACUGCUCGCCGCUGUAUUUCGCCAACUCGGAGAUAUUCCGUGAGAAAAUCAUAGCCAAGACAGGGGUGGAUCCUGGCAAGGUGUACUUGGCCAGGAGGAAAUUUGUGAAACGGCAGGCAAAGAGCACAGCACAACCACCAGCAAAGCUCCCAAAAUUCCUGCUGAAGGAGAGCAAGACCUUGUCCUUGCAAGAGCUCCAGAAGGAUUUUGAGAGCGCCUCUCCAACAGACACCAACAACAACCAGACCUCUGCUAACGGUGCCAGCAUCUCCUACAUCACAUUCCACCCUGCUGGCCCCGGGGCUGGGCCAGGGCAGAGCCCUGGGGAGCUGGGCAGCCCCACCCUGCAGGGCAGCCCCGACCCCGUCCUGGCAGCAUCGCCCUACAUCAGCUUCCACACCAUCAUCCUGGACAUGAGUGGGGUGUGCUUUGUGGACCUGAUGGGCACAAAAGCGCUCAGCAAGUUGUGUUCCAGUUACCAGAAGAUUGGGAUUAAAGUGUUCUUGGCAAAUGUGCAUGCCCAGGUGUACAAUGACAUCAGCACAGGGGGAGUUUUUGAGGAAGGAGGCCUGGACCGAAGUCACAUCUUCCUCACCAUCCACGAUGCUGUUUUGUUUGCACUGGCCAGUAUCAGAGAUUUUGUCCACCCACCCGUCUUGGAAGAGAGGCCGACCCAGACAGAGCUCUCCAUCUAUGAUGAGUCUGUGGAUGAGAGCAGUGCAGAGUACAAGAACCUGGAGGAGGAGAUGUUUGGAAGCAUGUUCCACUCAGAGACCCAGACAGCUCUGUGAGCACCAGGCAAACCCUCCAGAGGAGACUUUUCUGUCCCACCCCACCCUGGAGAGCUGCUCUUCUAUUGGGGACACAAAGGUUUGCAUCGAGGCCACCACGUCCAGAACUGCCAAACCCUCCCUGCUCUGCUGUGGAGCAAGGACUGUGGAGCAGGCAGCAGCCCCUGGGGAAGCUCAGGAGAUGGAUUCUGGUGGAUUCUGAUGUAUUCUGGUGGAUUCUGAUGGAUUACAGAAGUGCAGCUCGGCUGGAGGCAGCUGCCUGAACCUGGGGGAUGCUCAGCCACCCCUCUGUCCCACAAAAUCCUUCUGGAAUGGCAUCAUCUGUGCAUCCUGCUCCUUCCCUCUCCCUCCUCCCUCUCUCCCCUUGAAGUGGAAUGAAGCAAACACUGGAAGCCUUUCAGGGUUCCACGAGCAGCAGUGGCUCUGCUGAGGUGUGGCAGUGCCAGCUCUGCUGCUCUCUGAUGUGCACUGACCCCCAAAUUCCCCUCUGCCCCUCCUGUGUCCCAGCAUCCCCAAAAAAACACUGCCUCCAACACUGCUGGAUUUCUGACACCCCAAAAACCUCAGGACUCUCUCAGCAGGGCUAAAUUCUGAAAUACAGAAUUUUUUUCCUUGUUAAUAGGACAGGGUCAUACUCAGAAAUGAGAAUUCCUGCCUGCACAGUGGAUUGAGUACAUAAAACAGAUUAUAUUUUAAAAUGCUAUUUCUAUUUUAAUACUCUAUAAUAUUACAAAUACAAGCAAGCUUUAGUGUACAGUUUAAGUACACAGAUGUUAUUGAGCUGAUUGCUGGAGGCUUCCUGGGAAGAGAAUGUGGGGCUUUCCUGCAGCUCCCAGAUGUCUCAUUUUUAAGGAAAACCAUCCUUGCUAGGCAGCCACUAAAGGAAACAACAGCAGCACCCUGCCAGUUUGGUUUUAUGUAACAUCUCAAUAACCAAGUCACCAUUUCUCUACCUCAAUUUCUGAUUAUGUGGUGCAGGAGAGAGUAAUAAAACCAAAGGAGGGCAGAAAACCCUGUUAGCUGAUGGUUAUCACUUAUUUUAAGGUUAAACAACAAAAAAUCUGCAUGUAUAGCUUGUUUUACAAGGUAAAAUCAAGAGAUUAAGUCUCUUAAAUUGUCUUUGAGGGUGAUUCCUUUUGUACUGCCUCAGUGCUCCUUUUAAAAAGUGCCAAUUUUGAAGGAAAGGCAACAAAGAAAUCGGUGCAGAGCAACCAGAAACUGUCCUGAUCAAUAUUUUUGGGUCUCUGAGGUGGCAGUGCCAGUUCCCAACUCUUCAUUCAGGAUUCAUUUCCCAGCCUGGGGUCUGACAGCACAAAACCAGAAAUCCUCAGAGCACAGCCUUAAACCAGACUGGGUUUCCUGAAAUUCCUACGAGAAAUGAGAUGGGAUGGCACCAGAACUGGCUCAGAAAAAACAGAAAAGAGGCAAAUCAUGACCCAGGCAGAAGGAAAACCCAUUUCUGUAGCCAAAUUCUGGGUGAGUUCUGGCAAUAAAUGCAACUGCUGGAGGCACAGUGUGGCCAAAGUCAUAAUUCCCAAGUGCCUGGGCAGGAAUUAGGGGAGCUCAAAGUCAUGCUGGUGAAAUAUUUUCACUUCCAGUAAAAAUAUUCCUUUUAUCGCUUUUAAGUAACGGUGAGGUUGUUGUGUUUUGGCUCUGAAGCCUUACUUGGUAAAUGCAUGAUGUAU